UGCAAGCUCUUUGAGUAGACGUAUACAAUGUUUUAGCAACAGUUAACAUCCUUUAUUUAAGCCUAAAUAGAUUGUGAUUGGGCCUUUUUUAUCACACUGAAUUCUGACCUAAAGUGUUUUGAUUUCUUUAUUUUAUAAAAAUGCAUAAGAUUCAACAAGUUUGGGGAAUUAAUUCGUCGGAAUAGACAUUGCCUCUUAACAUUACAAUUACUCUUGUGUUAUGUAGCCUACAUUGAAGUAUGUUUCAGGGCACCAACACAAUUUGUGUUCAAUUAUCUUCUCAAAAGGCAACAUUAGCUUUCAAAGUGCACCCGUGGCUGUGGUUACAGUGAUCGUACUUCAUACCCAUUCUUCUGAACAGAUCAUGCAAUGAGUCGAAAAAGCAGAACUCUGUGAAACUGUCUCAGAUAGACAGUCACACCGAGGACGCACAGAAGCGGUGACGCGCCACCGUGCGCUUGGUCACUUGUUCUUUCUCCGUCUAGAGGUAGCUCGCGUUCAGAGAAUCGCAUAGGAUAGAAGAACAGACGAAGUGUUUAACCGAUCGACUAGUUAGCUACGACGAAAUGUUCAGUAAGGACUGCGCGAUUUAAAUUCUGAAAGUAGCAGAUUACAAAGACGGUGUGAGAUGACCACGAGACUGGAGGAACCGUGCGCUCUGUCAUGCUGAGCAUCUCCCUCACACUCCUGCUGGCCCUAACCGCUCCCGCCGUGCGCUGCUCCCACAGCUGGAGCGACGAAGAUCUUCUGCUUCCACCCAUCAACUCCUCCAACACAUUUCUACCUAGCCUGGAGGUGGACGUUGGCUACUCAAAGAGAUCCGUGGAGGAGCCCGAUGCAGCCACGCAGUGCAACGUGAGCGUGGAGAGACUUCCCACCAAACUCGUGGCGCGCUGGGACAGUAACUUCGGUUUCCAGUGCGACGUGCUCAUUUACACGACUAACAAUCAUGGCAAAGCGUUCUUUUCCACCGCCUAUAACCGGGCGAUCUCCCCGGUGUACAUCGAACAUCUGGGCGUCACGGGUGGCCAGCAGGAGUUCAGACUGUGCGUCGGCUGCGGUUUGUCCAGAUACAGGAGAUUCAGGCGAGGCAGGUCAGAUGGUCAUCAGAUGGGCGACUCCGUCCAUUUCUGCUGUCUGGAUUUCGCUCUGGAUGAGCUGAAGGGGGACAGGAGCUGGAGGCUGAACCGCAAACCCAUCGAGUCGACUUUGGUGGCUUGUUUCAUGACUUUAGUAAUAAUAAUAUGGAGCGUCGCCGCCCUCAUAUGGCCGGUUCCUAUUAUUGCUGGAUUUCUUCCGAAUGGAAUGGAGCAGAGAAGGCCGAGGUAAUAGAACAGAGUAGAAUAAAAUCUUAAUUUAUCAGAAUAUUAGAUUCCAGUUCAACCUAUCAAAUUACUAUAUUUAUUAGGUAUGUAGGAUCUAAUACAAUAUGUUUGCUUAACCAGUACAAUUCUUGUGCUUAAAUGUCUUUUAACAUAUCCUGGAUGGAUUGAGAUUUUUUUAUUAGAUUUCAUUUGUUUUUUAAACAUGGCCUGUAAUAGCUAUACACUUAAUGUAGUAUUCCGAAGUAAUUCCAACUGUUUGUAAUGUUUUUAUCUUGAGAUUUCAGACUCAUUUCUAGUGUUUAUAGCAUUUACAUUAAAAGUGGAGUAGGCUACAUGUCUCAGGAACAAAAAGCUCUUUUAGAAAUGACAGAGUAAAGACAUUUUUCUGACUUUUGACUAGUAGUUUAUAUAUUAUUAUGAAAACAGAUGCAACAAUGUUUCUGGAAUUGUAAAUCGAUUCUUAAAUAUUUUAGAGCAUUGUGUUUGUAUUUGUUUGUAUGAAUUAACAACCCAUUCUCACCAAAUGCGUACAAAUAACGUACGAUACAUACGCCAAAUUCCAAUUUUGCGUGCAUAUGAUACGCAGUCUUUCCCGUUCACUUAGGCUAUUGCGCAUCUUUUCGUUUAGCUUAAUUUAUUGGCUUCUCAUUGUUUUCUGUUUUUUAAACCAUUGUCGCUUGGGUUGAGGAUGUCAUUUAAUAUAGGCUAUAGUUUUCUUCAUGUUUUGUCUAUUUUUAAACCAUAGUCGCUUGGAGUUGGGGCUGGAAUUAGUGUUUGGGUUAGAAUGUCAUUUUAUGUUACAAAAACGUGCUCUAACCCCAAACCCAAGCGACAAUGGUAAAAAACAAAAAACAAAUGAGAAACCAAUAAAUAACGUCAUGAAAAUAUGUGCCAUAUAAGUGAACGGAAGGACUGCGUAUCAUAUGCACGCAAAAUUGGAAUUUGGCGUAUAUAUUGAACGAUAGAAUGGGCUAAAGCUAAUACUUAGUUAUAAAAAGUUCUUGGACAUGUAUUUAAUGUUGAAAACAUCAUUCUAUAUCUAGUUUAAACUGAAGAACAAGCUGACAUUAAAUCUAUUUAUAAAAGAGUGUGAACAAAUUAACUUUGUAAGGUUUUUACGUCCAAGAUAUGUAAUUGUUAUUUGCAGUAUAUUAAUAAAUUAACUGAAUCUUU
Molecule: messenger RNA, 2498 nt
Organism: Paramisgurnus dabryanus
Lineage: Eukaryota; Metazoa; Chordata; Actinopteri; Cypriniformes; Cobitidae
Source: RefSeq, a predicted model, not a curated record